CUGGUCGCUGCAUUGGGACAGAGGUGUUUUCAGUUUCCCGUUAACUCCAGAACGCGGACUGCUUUGCCUACAGUAACUGAGCGAGUUUGACAUAUUGGAUUAAUUUUUUUUCGAUAAACGAGAGCUGUACCGACGGCGGGCACUUUAUUGAACUCGUGUUGCUCUGCUCUUUAUCAAUUAGAUUGAACUUUGAAAUCCACCUCUCACCUACACGUUUGGGAUCACGUUGAGGAAUUGAAACCCUGGACAUUAUUCACCAACAACAGAGCUGCUGAUAAAAAGCAAGCAACUUCUGUGGGAUAAAAAAACAAACAUUUUUUGGGGUCAUCGUUGUUGCUGGUCACAGGAGAUACUGAGACAUGGGUUCUAGCCUGACAUGUGCGGGCGUGGUGUGGGCUCUGCUCUCCUUCCUGUGUGCGGCGGCCUCGUGUGUGGGUUUCUUUAUGCCAUACUGGCUCCUAGGGUCCCAGAUGGGUAAACCGGUCUCCUUCGGGACCUUCCGGCGGUGCUCGUACCCGGUGCGUGAUGAGGUUCACCAGGCCACGGUGAUGCUGGAGCAGUGUGGGCGUUACGCCUCGUUUCAGGGCAUCCCCAGUCUGGAGUGGAGGAUCUGUACGGUGGUGACAGGGGUGGGCUGUGGCCUGCUGCUCCUGGUGUCCCUCACGGCCCUGAUGGGCUGCUGUGUGUCUGACCUCAUCUCCAGGACCAUUGGACGUGUGGCCGGGGGCAUCCAAUUUGUAGGGGCGUUGCUGAUUGGGUCGGGGUGUGCACUCUACCCUCUAGGUUGGGACAGUGAGGAAGUCCGACAGACAUGCAGCAACAGAUCCAACCAGUUUGAGCUUGGUUCUUGUGAGAUUGGCUGGGCGUUCUACUGCACAGGAGCAGGGGCAGCAGCAGCCAUGAUGUUAUGUACCUGGAUGGCCUGCUUCGCUGGGAAGAGAAAGAAGCAGUACCCAUACUGAUGGCAUCAAGGCAGGGCGGCCAUGAUGACAACUUGAAACAACACUUGAGACUCAGAGCAAGGGAGAAUAUCAGGGGGACAGAGUCUGUAGGCUAGCUAUGCACUCUGUCAUAAGUGAAAAGUAAAAGAGCGGACCACCUUGUGCUGUAUUUGAUGCUGCAGUAGAAAGCAAUACACAACACACGUAAUGAGACACUCCAUCGUUCUGCAGAGCACUUCAAAGAGUGGAGUCCACAUACUUGGUUGUCAUUGACAGCAAGAGCAACAACAUGUGUUUCCAUCUCUCUUUUCUUUUUUCCAUGUUUUGUUUGGUUGCUCCUCUAUUCCCCCUCCAGUCUGUCGUGUUCCAGUCCCUGUACUACAACUCUUCAUCGUAACUGAAGUAAUGGCACAACCUGUGGUAAAGAGAAAUUACUCUACUUUUGAUGUUACUUUGUUAUUGUGAGUAUUUUAUAUCCUGUAUUUAAUUCAUAUGUUUUGUGCCCCCACGUUGGCUUAGUGUUGCCUUAAAUAUAUAAACCUUUACUGGUAACUUGCAAUAAUUUUGAACUGUUAUCAUGUCUAUUUACAGUAUAUCUAUAAACAGGGACUUGAAGUCCCUCACCAUGUGCAUCUGUCAAAUAUGAAUGAUGUAUGUUUUUGUGUAUUAUGUUUAUUGUAUUACGACAACAUAUUCGCACCUUUUGUACGAAACACUAUGUCUAAUUUGACUUGGUUUUGUAAAUACGUUGUAAAUAAAUAUUGUUACUUUGAAGUCUUAAUGAACAAAUAAAAC
Molecule: messenger RNA, 1736 nt
Organism: Salvelinus namaycush (lake trout)
Lineage: Eukaryota; Metazoa; Chordata; Actinopteri; Salmoniformes; Salmonidae
Product: LHFPL tetraspan subfamily member 6 protein
Exons: 4
Coding region: 360-962 (200 amino acids)
Cellular component (GO): membrane
Source: RefSeq, a predicted model, not a curated record